AUGACGACGCCGGCGGACGAAACUGAGUCACCGAUUACGCAGCUCACCCAUACGCCAAACAUGGAACGCUUCUGGCGAUUCACGCCGCGGCCAAAGGGUCACAAGAUGAUCAUUAACGAGGUUAACUUCAGACGAGUAACUGAAGAAGUGACAGUACAACCCUUGCCGAAAUCACUCUCUACCACAAGAUAUUUGCCACUAGCAAUACCCGCUAAGAAUCUACCGUCGUCACAAGCCGGACAGCAGUGGAAUGUACAGCGUCGUCCAAUGGCGGCAAAGCGACCCGCUCAACAAAUGGGCCUCUCAAGGGAACAGCUGAUCCAGCUUUACAACCAGCGCAUGGCGCAGAGACAUCAACAGCAGCAAAGCAAACAGACCUCAUCGUGGAUGAUGCCACCGAAGUCAGACGUUUGGUUUCCGGCAGCGAAUGACACUUUUGCAGGCAAUAGGAUCGCUAUGCAGUCACAGCAACAGCAGCAGAGACCGAUGAUCAGUCAACCGGUAGCGGUGAGUAGUGGCAUCCAACAACCACAUUUUGUGCCCAGAUUAAACCCGCAGUUCACAAAAGCCGACACUAUUCAGCCAGGCUUAAAAUCAAUACCAUUUCUGCAAUUCAGUCACGAUGAACUGCCGAUGAGUAUCACUAACUCUCAGUCUAAUCCCCCGCUAGCCAUCAGACCAAACAACACGGCUAGGAUGGCAUCUUCAGCCUCACAGCACGACCUACGUUCACCCAGCUACGUGCGAAGAGCAGAUAUGCAAAUUCCACAGGCAGAACCUCAGAUGGCCCCGUCUUCCCAACAAGCAGCGCCUCCCGCACGUGGCAACACGACAUUAGCGACAAAUCAGAAGGCGUUUGGUGGUUCCUGA
This is a messenger RNA of Soboliphyme baturini, 870 nucleotides long. Lineage: Eukaryota; Metazoa; Nematoda; Enoplea; Dioctophymatida; Soboliphymatidae. The record is from the annotation of a GenBank genome assembly.